AUGCAUUCCACACGUGCGUUCCAGAGAGAGACAUAUCUGAUCCAAGCGUGCGUUGAUCAGCUUCUGUCUGCAUGUGUUAUCCUGUUACCUGUCGCCGUCCAGAAAUGCUUCCACCUAUCCAAGCCUUCUUCCUUCAGCAAUGGAGUUCCUAGAAUUACCAAACAACAGAUUUCAACAUCCUAUCAUCCUUACAUCCCGAUCACGUGGUUUCUUCAGCCUAUUUCAUCACAUCAACCUGAUACCCAUGCCAUGCCACCAAAAAGGAACGAGAAAGUAUCCUGUGAUGUUUGCAGUUCGUGGGUACUUCGAAGAGAACUGUAUAGGCACAUGACAAGGGUACACAACUACGCUCAAGAUGAAAUUGAUCGUAUGAAAGACGAACGUGAAAGAGAGACAUCGCAAGUUUCCCUGUUCCAUAUGUGA
Messenger RNA from Cooperia oncophora, 423 nucleotides. Lineage: Eukaryota; Metazoa; Nematoda; Chromadorea; Rhabditida; Trichostrongylidae. The record is from the annotation of a GenBank genome assembly.